AUCACCAACUUCUAGAACUAGGAGUUGGUAGUAGUCAUAAAUCAGUUAACGAGGGAGUAGCAUCAUCUUCCCUCAUCGUCCUAAUGUCAUCCUUCAAAGUGUAGGCUAUGGCCAUGCCAUACAUAUAGAGGUGUAUUGAACUACUCUGUUUUCAGCCUCUGCAUGACUAUGGCACCAAAAGAGGCGCCAGCCAGAAUGUUUAGAAGAACGCUACCGCUGCUGCCCCUUCUGCUGGUCUUUAUCGCAGCUGUGCAGAGCUAUGGAGCUGCCGGACAAGCUACAUCAGCGCGGCCAGGUUCCCGCCUGCCCGCCUCGUUGGCCCCCGACGUCGCGUACUUCGAUGCCGGCGAAGCGAGCUCGCUGGUGGUGGACCCCAGCACCGGCCGCGUCUCGGAGCAGCGGGACCUGCUGGCCACUGCCCAGUCGCCGCGGCCUGCCCUGAAGUGGCAGGGCAACUGUCGCUACCAGGGCGGGCCGGCCGGGGCAAACGGCAGCGUGUACAUGGACGGGUGGACCUGCCACGCCAAGCUGAGCGCGCCGCUGUGCAACGGCACCUGCCUGAAGGGCGCUUACACAAUUGUGGUGGUGGUCGAGUAUGGCAGCGUCUACCAGAGCUCAAUCCUAUCAGCCUUGGAGCCCUCCAGCAACCCCAGCAAGCGGAUGGUGUGGCGCGACAGCGAACUCCUUCUGCGGACCAUCCCGGAUGGCGGGUUCUUUGUGGGCGACUCCUAUGACCCCUCAAGUGCAGUUUACAACGCUACGCCUGAGGCUCGCGCCAAGACCGUUCUGCAAGCCACAACCUUCAUCUCUGACUGGACAGUGCAGGCGCUGGCAGUUCAGCCGUCAUCAGGCAAGAAGGGGGGCAAAGCCACUUGGAUGAGGCAGCCGCUGGGGCUCGGCGAGAAGUCCGCUACUGUGGCUUCUGGCCGCGCCCCUGGGCUCUUCGCUCCGGUCGGAUCUGACUUCGUGAUCGGAUGCGACUACAUGGAGACCAUGCCAGAUAAUGCCGGAACUUCAAACGCGACCAACGCCGGGCUGCCCAUCACCUACCGCUGUGACCCCCGGUACUAUAAGCUUCGUGGUCGCCUUGUGGCUGUACUUGUGUAUAGCAAGGCGCUCAAGGAGGCGCAGGUUGCCCGCAUUUCCACAUUCUACAGUCCACGAUGGGUUCCGGCCAGCCCUCCUCCCCCUCUCAUGAAGAGCCCGCCCCCGAAGCCUGUUCGUGGCCUGCCCUCUGACCUACUGCCUGACGUCGCCUUCUUUGACGCCGGUGACCGGGCCUCCCUGACCAUCACAAGCAGCCAGGUUACAGCUCAGCGUGACAUCCUGGCAACCCCAGAGGUCCCCCGGCCAUCGCUGACCUGGAGCGGUGACUGCCGGUGGGACUCCGCUGCGGGUGGCAGUGUGGUCCUGGACGGCAAGAGCUGCUUUGCCAUCCUGGAUACAAAGGCGCGCCUGUGCGACUGGGACCGCGUCGACGGUGGCUACACCGUAGUGUUGGUAGCACAGCUGGGACCCUCACAGCAAGAGCGGGUCGCGCUUCUGACAAGCAGAGGCUACGAACAGCAGUCCUUCUGGAACGCCGAGCGUAUGCUGGCUUGGCGUCCCAAUGGAAUUCUGACACGAGAGAUUGUCACCUUUGUGGAUCCUGUCAACGACAAUCCAAAUGACGAGUACGACCAACUUCGGUUUCCCGACGCUAAGGCGAACUCCACCUUCUCCUUCACCCGGGUGCCCGCACGUACCUGGACACUGGAGGCGCUUGUGGGGCAGCCGAACUACCUCAACGCACUGAAUGGCACGGCCCGCUACUACCGUGGUGGUCCCGAUGACAGCGCGGGCGCGCGCGUCCUGUACUCCGGACGUGCGCCGCUCAUCAGGGCGCCUUCAGGCGCUGACUUUGCGCUGGGGUGCGAUUACAUGAAGUUCGACAUUCCAGACGAGGACUACAGCAACUACGAGUACCGGUGUGAUACGAAGUCCUACCUUCAGGGCAGGCUGGCGGCUGUGUUGGUAUACAGCCGUCAGCUGUCCGCUGCUGACGUGUCGCGCCUGCUCACCUACUACCGCACGACACGCUGGCUGGCUGCCGGCACCCCGCCCUCCCCUCCUCCCCCUCCACCCCUGCCACCUUCACCCCCGAGCACUGGCCUGCCGGCUGCGCUUAUGCCCGACCUGGCCUACUUUGAUGCCUCCGCCGCCACCGCCGGCCGCCUGGUAGUGCCGCAGCCUGGUGGCAAGGUGGCGACAGGCGGCGGCGUGCGCGCCCUGCGCGACGUCCUGAACCCUGGGCAGCAGCGCCUGGACUGGUUCGGCGACUGCCGCUAUGACGCCACUUCCGGCGGAGGCUCCAUUGUGCUUGACGGCUCCAGCUGCUACGCGCAGCUGAACACCAACCUGUGCGCGGAGUGGCAGCUGAUGUUGAACAGAAACGGCGGAGUGAAUCUGACCUUCACGCUGGUGGUGGUUCUGGAGUUGGAUAACACCCGCCUGCCGCCGCCGCCCAAGCCGCCUUUGGCGCCCUCCGUAAAUGGUGACCACGAAAUCGCCGAGCUGGACACGGGUGGUAUGGGCAUCAUGUCGUACGGCAUGCAGGACGGCGCCUAUUACUACUUUGGGAAUCCCUCGAUGCACUGGUCCACCAAGGCCACGUACAUGACGAUGGACGGCAGUGAAGACUACAAUAAUGUAGACUUUAGGAGGAAUUCUCCUGCGCCCGUGCCCCGCGGCGUGUGGAGCAUGGAAGCCAUCAGCUCGUAUGUGUACGAUGUACCAGAUGUCAACACUUAUGGAUACAAUGAGGUCGAACAAGGCUACACCUACUUCCGGGGCACUUCAGCCCAGGCCGCGGGCACCUUACUCGCGGUGGACGAUGACUUGUACAACUUCCCGCCGCCUGACGGCACUGAGUUCCGCAUCGGCUGCACAUGGCGGGACUCGGACCUCAACUACGACUGCCAGCCCGGCUCCCACCUGCGCGGCCGGCUGUCGGCGGUGCUCGUUUACAGCAGGGCCCUGGAGAAGAAGGAGCUGCAGCGGCUGCAUGCGUACUAUAGUGGCAGGUGGAGCGCUGCCGGAAAGGGCAGGUAAUGAAAGGCAGACAUGCUGGGUACCGUACGUUUAGAUGGCGGACUUGAUGUAAACGCGCAUGCCAUACUUAUUGGCUACGCGCAUUGUGUGACUCUCAUGUUUCGAUGGUUGCCUUUAUGCCAACAAGACUUCUCCCAAAUCGUCAAGUGAACGCUUUCCGGGUGGAGCAACUUAGGCCAGGACCGGCAGCGUGGCGGCACACUGUGACUAGCCCCUCUCGGACACGACGUCCGUGCUUUCUUCCGCCCGGCCCUGACAUUCAUUGAGGCCUAUCUGGUUUGGAGCUUUCAGGGCUAUUCAUUAAGAGCAACCACUAAUGCAGGACAAGAGCAUUUGCGUAGGAUGAGCGCAGUGCAGCGGCACUUUACAGUGUUCCCGAAGCGGGCCGGCGUUUCUUAUAGCUUAGUCUUUGCACGAUGCAUGUCGUUAUUUUGUACUCUUUACGCGUGUUUACGGUAUUUAGGUAGGCAGACAGACCCACGCGCGGCGUUGGGGUGGCUGCAGGUGGAGUUAACGCAAAGAAUGUCAAUUUGCGAAUGUAUCGUGCUCGGUGUGGAUUAUGGCAUUUGGGCCCCGGUGGUCUCCAUAUUGCAGGCUGCACCCACCAUCAAAGAAUGUGGUUGGUAGUUGCCCAAAAGCACUUCAGGGCUGACCACGCGGGCCUGAGCUAUUGCCACAAAAGCCUAGCCACAAGCAAACAGGCCUCCAGUCAGCUGACCUGCUGACCCCCACUGCCUUACGACACACGCGCUCAAGUGAGCCUUCUGUCUGAUUCGAGCUUCAAGUAGGUCGUAAGCCAAGCACGGCGCACGGUCGCCCCUAGAGGUUUCUGUGUUGGAUUGUGCUGCGUGCCGCAGCCCCAGUGCGUUACCUGUAGUUGUUGAGUCAUACUACCAGUACUGCCGGUACACGGUCUUCCCGUCCCUUUCGGUGUCCUCUCUCUGAUGCCCAGUCAGCGUUUUGAACAGCAAGUAAGCCAGCCUUGGCUGUUGACACAGCCGCUGUCAGCAUCAAGUCAGGGAGCGUGUUGCUCGCUGGGAUGUUCUUGUUUCAGGGUUGGGUCGUUCCCCGCCGAGCAUUCGUAUAUAUAGUAGCUUGCUCUCUAUGUAACAAGUUAUGCAC
Molecule: messenger RNA, 4212 nt
Organism: Chlamydomonas reinhardtii
Lineage: Eukaryota; Viridiplantae; Chlorophyta; Chlorophyceae; Chlamydomonadales; Chlamydomonadaceae
Exons: 15
Coding region: 196-3090 (964 amino acids)
Source: RefSeq, a predicted model, not a curated record